Molecule: messenger RNA, 1539 nt
Organism: Aspergillus ochraceoroseus IBT 24754
Lineage: Eukaryota; Fungi; Ascomycota; Eurotiomycetes; Eurotiales; Aspergillaceae
Product: Tm-1-like ATP-binding domain-containing protein
Exons: 1
Coding region: 162-1460 (432 amino acids)
Source: RefSeq, a predicted model, not a curated record
UUCUUCUUCUUAAUUAUCAUCAUAUGGGGCAUGUCUGGCAAGUGCUUUUAGUAUUUAAACCUUAGCCUUUAAAAGAGCUUUAUACUAUCCGUGUUCAUUCUCAGUACUGUGAUUAUCACCAAGUCACCACUUCAGCAUCUCAUUCUUCACCUACGAAAACUAUGCCACACAUCAUCCUUCUAGGCACGCUUGAUACCAAGCUUUCUGAGAUCCUUUAUCUUCACGAUCAAUUGAAGGAAACCGCGGCCCGCCUUGCUAGUCCUCUCCAGAUUUCGCUCAUUGACUGCGGGCGUCAGGCUGUCAACAAUCCUGCCAUCACCGUGAGCCAUACUGAUCUGAUUGCGAAAUAUGCAAGUGGUUCCCGCACACAAUUACUGGGGCUACCCCGAGGGCAGGUCAUCGAAUUUAUGAUCGACUGUGUCAGUCGGUGUGUGGAGGAUUUGACGCGCACAGAUGAAAUCCACGGCAUCAUCGGCGCGGGCGGCAGCGGGGGAACCAGCCUGAUAUCGGCCGUCAUGAGGAAAGCCGCACCGAUUGGGCUCCCCAAACUGAUCGUUAGCACAAUCGCAUCAGGAGAUACCGGGCCCGUAGUCGGAGAAUGCGACAUUAGCAUGAUGUAUUCGGUUGUGGAUAUCGCCGGUAUGAAUCAGCUACUGGGGAAAGUGUUGGGGAAUGCUGCCGGAGCCAUGGUUGGUAUGGCAUCGGCUUAUGAACACCGGUUGAGACAUGCAACCCCGGCGGAAGGAAAUGAUGGCAAGUUGAUGAAGAGAAAGACGCGGGUGGGAAUAACAAUGUUUGGAGUAACAACCCCGUGUGUGGAUCGUAUUCGACACCAUCUGGAAGAGAAAUACUCGGUGGAAGUCUACGUAUUUCAUGCCACUGGCCAUGGAGGGAUGGCCAUGGAACGGUUAGUUGAAGAAGGGCAUCUGGACGCAAUCUUGGAUAUCACCACCACUGAAAUCUGUGAUCUUGUGGCGGGGGGGAAUAUGCGUUGCGACAGGAACCGGCUUGAAGCCACGCUCAAGCGGGGCAUUCCUAACAUCAUUUCCGUUGGAGCUACCGAUAUGGUGAAUUUCGGGCCGGUCGAAGCUGUCCCAGCUCAGUACCGAGGUCGGAAAUUGAUGGUCCAUAAUCCUACUGUCACCUUGAUGAGGACCUCGCCAGCCGAGUGCCAGCAGGUUGGAGAUUUCAUCCUGGACAAACUCCACACCUUCACUCAAAAUCCUGAGAUGGUAGAGGUCUGGCUUCCCAGGGGUGGGGUUAGUCUUGUAAGCACUGCGGGAUCAACGUUCAUGGAUGCCGAAGCGGACGGAAUCCUUGCCAAUACUUUAAGCUCGGGAUUGAAGGGCCGUGGGAUUCGAGUAGUUUCGGACGAGAGGGACAUUAAUGACGGUGGAUUUGCUGUUGCAAUCGCAGAGAGCCUGAUGACGCUGGUGAAAAAACACCGGGCUGAACAAUAGGAUAUGUAUCCACCUAGAACAGAGCUUGUGUCAGGUCUACUAGUAUAAUUAUGAACUCAAGCCCAUUUGAUGACAAGAU